Molecule: messenger RNA, 6311 nt
Organism: Amoebophrya sp. A25
Lineage: Eukaryota; Dinophyceae; Syndiniales; Amoebophryaceae
Source: the annotation of a GenBank genome assembly
GUCUACUCUUUCCCAAACAAUAAAUCGACGACAGGCAGGUGGUCGGCAGCUCAGCUGCAUAUUUCCUUCUAUACUAACCAAGUCGUGUGACAACAGUUGGAUGAUUCAUUUUCUUCUGACCACAUUUGAGCAGCUACGAUUUUUUCAAUCAAUACUGCUGGGCGGGCCCAGUUCUCGCGUCCUCUCGUUCUUUUGUCCCUCUGCACAUCAAAUCUUCACCACUUGCAUACCUCCCUCUUUUUAUCUGUUUUGCAUCACAACUGACUAAGAACUUGUCCUCUCUCGUCCCUUGGGAUACCUGCCCCGCUUGGUUCCCAUUGGUACAGGCGGAUAGAUCCUGGUAAUAUUGGUGCACCGGGAGUACAUACGAGCACUGCACCCGCUCCCUUCCAUCUUCGUUCUUCCUGAAAGAACCAGUUACUUAUCUUGUGGUUUGCGGUAACGAGCAGGCUUCAGCAAACUCCAGCAAGAUGGCGUCAAUGGCCGCAGCCGCGAAUUUUGCAGGUGGGAGGCGCCUGAAGCUGAGUCAUUAUAUUAAGCCACUACUCCCAUACAUACCAGACAUUGCUCCGCCAGACCGGAAAAUACUCUUUCAAGAGAAAGCGCUAUACACGAUACUGACGCUACUCUGCUUCCUUGUGGCUUCUCAGUACGACUACUAAUUGUGCUCUUGAAUGUAUUGGAUGCUUGUGCUAACAGUACUAGAAAGAUGCAACUUGUUGUUUUAGAACCACAAGCUAGGAAUAAAACAAAUAUCUUGAAGACUGAAAAUAGAACAAAAUGCUCCUCCUUAUGAAGAUGUCUAUGUGUCCUUCCUCUGCACAAUCACUGCAGGAUCCCAUUGUACGGCAUUCUUGGCGGUAACAAGAAUGAUCCAUUUUACUGGAUGCGCGCGAUAUUAGCAGCAAAUCGCGGUAGUUUGAUGGAGUUGGGUAUUGCGCCAAUCGUGACCACAUCCACGGUCCUGCAGUUUCUAGCAGGUAGCAGAAUCGUGGACGUGGACCAGAAUUUGAAGGAAGAUCGCGUAGUAUACGAGGCGGCGCAGAAAGUGUGCGGCGUCGGGUUUACCUUUAUUCAAGCACUGUGCUUUGUCUCUAGCGGCAUGUACGGCGACCCAGCAGAGCUAGGCGGACCCAUUUGCAUGGCUUUGGUUGCACAGCUCACAUUUAUGGGCUUUGUCGUCGUCUACCUUGACGAAUUGCUGCAAAAGGUACUCACAUUAAGUACUAUCUCAGAAGUGUUUGCUUUAUUUUGGUUUCUGUUUUCUAUUGCCAGACUUGAAGAAUUUGCUGGUUUUCUUCAAAUAUACAAACGCAAGGCGGCCCACGUGCUUACGAGGCAAAGCAGACAAAUAGACCAGCGCCACACGCCCCCACAGCGCAGAGCCGAAUCGAGGCGGAGAGCAUGGAGACGGAGACGGAAAGCAGCGGGCCGGGCUUUUCGGAUGUCCCCCCGUGGGAGUGGCUGAAGAGGUCGCGGCCCUCUUUGCGGCGAAGUGCGUAGCCGCAUACAGCAGCCCCCGCGUGUGUUUCUGUUGCGGCCGCCUGCGCCUUCUGAGGGAAUUCCCUCUCUCUGUGGUAGCUUCGUCCACGUCGUCGGCCCAGGAAAUGCGGCAGCACGGUUGGAGCUCGCAGCACCCGGCCGAAGGUUCCCGCUGAGAAAAUAUUGGGCCCAGCAGCAGCAGCAGCAGCAGGAAGGCCCCCACGCACUUGAGGCAGGUCCUCGCGUAUGACUAUGGGGGGCGGCCGCAAAAUGGGCAGCCCUCACGGAGUUGGCCAAAAUACUCGCCGAAGAGCAAGCCUGGGAUGGCAAUGAGUUCCGUAGGGUGGUCCAUGCACUUUGGCACCCCGCAGCGCCGCCGCUGUUUUUGCGGGGAGUUCACUAGGGUAGCAAUAGAAGCUACAUCGGGCGCGCCUUCGUCGCAAUCCACAACCCAGGCCCUGCAGCCGCCGGCCUAGCGGCUGGGAUGCCUGCCCAAGAAAUAAGCGCGCCGCCUCUCUGCCUCGGUAUCCUCGCAAGCUUCCCGCGCUUUGUCUAUAGACCGCGCGCGUCGACCGUGUGAGGCCGGCUGGCCUAUGCUGUGAGGCUUGGGAACACGGAAGGAACCACGCCGGGGCUGCCUCGCGCUUGCUCUGUUAGGUUUCCAGCAGUAUGCGGCGGCACUCGAUUCAAAGAGGACCGGCGGCGGCGCAGCCUAAGGCAUAAAGGGGGCAAGCUGUUGAGCAACUGCAGCCAGCAUUACAAAAAGGGCAGCCCGAAGCACCACGAGAGAAAAGGGCAGCCAGCACCACACGGCUAAGCGGGCUGACUCAGGCCCAGCAAAUAGGGCCCAGCCACCAAUCUCACGCCUGAGGUGGUGGCGGAGGAUGUGCGCCACGCACUGGCACAAAGCGCUGACAAACAGACUCGCCGUUAGUCAACUGCGAGCAAGCCGCUGGCUUGGCAUGCAACCCCAGGGGCAGGGCGGGGGCAGCAUGCAAGCACGUGAAGGCGGUGCUGCUCUCUUCUGUUUCCAUCCUCGGUUGGGAGCUGGGUAGCACUUCUGAGAAGUGGAAAAGACGAGCUGGACAACGUAGCCGACUCCGCUCUUUAUAUUUAAUGUACAGCAUGCAUGCCUCGGAUCUUCUUAAUGAACCAGAAACUUCGACUAACAUAGUUCUGGUGAUAUUCAUACCAUCAACCUUGUCAACAUAUAUAAGGGCUGGGGUAUUGGAAGCGGCAUCUCUCUCUUCAUCACUGCGUCCAUCUGCGAAACCAUAAUGUGGAAAGCGUUUUCGCUGAAGUCGAUCACAACACGUACUAGUUUUUUGUUUCUACACUCCUCUGGCUUUAAAACGGUCGUUAGUCUUGCUUUUCGUCAAAUAAGAUCAUGUAUUUACUCCUUCAUCUUCCCUGGUCGAAGAUAAACAAAUAAGAAUGAAUAUGAAAUGACGUUGAAAUUCCCAUCGAUGAAAUUACAUCAACGAACAAGUCCAAUCUUUUUCUCGAGUACGUAACAUCGCAAGAACAAUACUAUAUACACUUACAACACUCAUGACCAUGACCAUGACCAUCUGCUUCACGAUUUAAUGCACAAAACAGCAAACGGCUCCGUAUACGAGGGAGCAAUAACGAGCUUCUUUCACCAGUUGUUGUGGUCAAACAACAAGCUGUCUGCUCUGACUGAAGCUGUGUAUAGGCCUUAUUUAUGGGAGGUGAUCACAUUCUUAAAUUCUUGGUUUUCUCCACUUAGUAUGUGAAAACAUCAUUCUUGGCCUCUACUUUUUUCAAGUACGACUAAAGUAAAGCAUUCUCAACUAAAGCUACAUCCUUGGCCUUACUUUUCAAGUACGUACUAGAAGUACUUCUGCUAGAUCAGAAGGCACCAGGGACGAUGUUUUGCUUCUGAACUACGUAAUAAAAAUAUGUUGUAGUCCAUGUCGCAUGCACAAUUUCUAAGUUAUGGCGCAAACUUGACGAAUAUAAUCGCGACUGUCGUUGUCUUUGUCAUCGUGGUGUAUUUCCAGGGAUUCAGAGUGGACCUCGCAGUCAAAUCCCAGAGGGUGCGAGGACAGACCGGAAGCUACCCGAUUCGAGUCUUCUACACCUCAAACAUGCCCAUCAUAUUGCAUUCGGCACUGGUAAAUUUUGAAUCAUAUGUACAAGUUUUUUUACUCAGCAGAGAUGCACACGACAUGGCAUGCUGUUGUCAGUUCAAAAGAAGAUUUUCCACCACGUCUAUAAUUCCUCAACUAUUAAUACAACAUCAUGAUAAGACCGUCCGAACUGCGACAUCAAAGACAUCAAAAUGAACAGCACUAUGAACCUUGAUCAUCUUCCUGAUUCCUCCAGGUCUCAAACGUGUACUUUUUUAGUCAGUUGGUUUUUAAGCGGUUCAGGAACAACUUCCUGGUGAACAUGUUGGGCCAGUGGCAAGAGGUGGACUAUGUUGGCGAGAAAAUUCCGGUCGGCGGCCUCGCUUACUACCUGUUUAUGCUACUAGUACUAACUAGAACCGGUUAUAGAUUUAAUAUUAAGAAUUUUUUCAUUGUGAUACUCUUACUUAGUACUGUGCUGUAUAGAGAAAUUAGAAGUACUAUAGAGAAAUUAGUAGUUCUUGUAAUUACUCUAGGCUUACGUGCAGCUAUCAUACAGCUGCGAGCUGUAGUUCCGUAUAGCACAAAGUGGCCAUUCUAGCAAAUGGGUUUUAAUCACUUCUCGUAUUUCCCGUCUCUUCUCUUAUACGCUUACCAGUUAGUAGCACGAGUCGCAGGUGGGUCCUCGUUCAUAAUGAAUUGUACUAGAAGUUUUUGUUCUACUAAAAAUUACUUAGCAGCCAGAGAGAUAUGAUUUUUAUUUUGCUCGCUGACGCUGAUGUUGUUCAAGUAGUUCAUCCUAAUCAAGAUGAUCGUUUUCAAGCGAAUUACUAUACGAUCUCUUCUAAGAUUUCACCACCAACGGGCCUGCUUGACUUCCUCCUCGAUCCGUUCCGGUCGGUCGUCUACUGCUCCCUUGUCAUCGUCUCCUGCGCAGUGUUGAGCAACUUGUGGAUUGAUAGUAGUGAUUAAUUUCUUUUUGUUUGGCUUCGGAAAGAAGUGACUGCCUAGUUCUAAUUCUUUUUACCUAGAAGUGCUGUCCUCCAACGUAGGUUAAAUUUGUUUUUUUCGUUGUUCCUUCUUGUUCUUACCCUAAAUAUGUAUCUUCUUCUGCUUCAUGAUAAUUUACAUAUCUGUCUGUGAGUUGUACUUGUUUGAUCAUGAUGAAGAUCAUUUGAUGACCACGUUUACUUUUGUUGAUUUUCCACGUCAGUUUCCGGCGAGGCACCGCGGGAUGUAGCGAAGCGAUUGAGAAUGCAACAGCUAGUCUUUGUUGGCCAUCGGUCAGAGGCUUUGGAGCCAGUUCUGCGGAAGUACAUUCCACCGGCAGCGAGACUCGGUGGUGCCUUGAUCUUAUGAAAACAUGAACAUUAUUUACAUACUAUGAAGCGAAAAAGUGUACUCAUCCUCAAGAAAGUAGGCACUUUCUAAGUAGGAAAAAGCCUCUUUUGUUGAGUAUGAGCACACUUUUUCGCGUCAAACAUACACAGAAGAUACGUUGUAAAUACAUGGAUAAAAAAGGUUAGGUUGGUGAGUGUUUCACGACUCGAAUGUUCGUAGGUACACUACUUGUUUUUAUUGCACGAGUGGGCUACACUGUUAGACAUAGACUAGAUUCUAUAUCAUCUUCAACAUCUAUGCGCCUUUCGUAAUUACUCCUCCAGCACCCUUUGAUCACUUUUUGAUAAGUACUUCUGGCGGCCACUGGCGGCUACUCUUCUUCUAAUUUCUGCGGUAUUGACGAUCUUGGCUGACCUGGUCGGUUGCGUUGGGUCGGGCACGGGCAUGCUGCUUGCUGUGAAUAUGACUUACCAGUACGUCGAACAAAUUGCGAAGGAACAAGGCGUCCCUAGUAUGUUCUAGAGGACCAUAAGAAUCGUACAACAAGAUCACAAAAGACGAAAAAAAGUGGCUAUCAUUUUUGACAGGUGAAGUAGGUAUACUUUUACUUGUCACGGACGAGGAGGACUCAGAGUAUCUAUAAUUUUCUUUUCCAGAAUCAAUUGCUGUUCAGACUGCCGCAACAAAAAAUAUGCGUAGAAUGAAAUUCGCAUUCUAUUAGUUUCAGUGCGACGACUUCGUAGGACCACGCGCCACAUUACGUACUACGCAACAGAGGACCACCAAAAAGAGGAAGAUAGGCAUAGCUACAUGGUGGAACAUACGUGACCAUGGAACAAGCGUGACCAUAGACCAAGAAGAGAACAUACGUGACCAUGGAACAACAAAAUGUGGAUAUAUAAAGAUGAGUUGCAGUGGGCAUACGUCCACCGCUUCAUACCGCUUCACGACGUAAGUAUGUCAGAAGUUGAAAUGUCACGCGCCCUUGUUUACCUCCCCCGGCGGUCGCAGACGCAGGGCAGUGCAUUUCCCUCUUUCUUUGAAUAAAUGUCAUGAUCAACACGCCACGAUAUUUUGAGGAGCUGCUUUGCGUUUACCCCCAUUUCUCUACCCCAUCCUUGUCUACGCCUCUAAGUCAACGCAGGCUUGUUCCUCGAAAUUUCUAUCAUGAUCUUGGUUGUUGUUGACCACCUAGCCUACCUUGCUUCCUUUCAUGUCAUAUGCUUCACAACAAGCGUAAGCCGUGUCUUAAAAGGAGGAUGUAGCUCCCUCCACCGGUACCUGCUUGGAGGAUGUUAGUCUUAGACCACAAAAUGCACGUCGCAGAUGAUCUAUUUACUAAGCAGCACGAUGUCAUCGUUGCUGGUGUCUCUUCUCUAUUUUCGUCAUCAUAAU